Messenger RNA from Stegostoma tigrinum, 8192 nucleotides. Its product is annotated as A-kinase anchor protein 17A-like. NCBI's taxonomy places the organism in Eukaryota, Metazoa, Chordata, Chondrichthyes, Orectolobiformes, Stegostomatidae. The record is from RefSeq and is a predicted model, not a curated record. Bases 220 to 2457 code for a protein of 745 amino acids. The transcript has 5 exons.
AAUAGGUUUGAGGCGUGGUGAUGGCCCUGCCGGGUGGAAUCAUCAGGCGGGUUGGCUGGUCGGUCACAACGGUCCUUUAUGAGCUGGGUCGCUGUGGUGCUGGAGGUGGUUGUUGCUGCUGGCCGGAGGCCUCUAGCAGUUUGCCGGCCCUCGGCCUAACGUUCCCCCCGCCCCCGCGCUGCAGCUUCACGAAAAGGUAAAUUUCUAACCACUAUUAAGAUGGCUGCUACAAUAGUGCAUGAUACUUCAGAGGCCGUGGAACUAUUUGCCCCACAGGGCUUAUUUCUGAAGCCAAUCGCUAAGCUGACUCUUAGCGUAUCACUCCCCCAGCUGAAGCAACCAGGUAAGUCCAUAUCAAACUGGGAGGUGAUGGAGAGACUCAAGUACAUGGUUCACCCUGAGCAAUUUGCUACACUGCGUGUGUCCAAGAGCACAAUGGAUUUUGUUCGCUUUGAAGGGGAAGUUGAAAACAAGAACAUGGUGAAAACCUUCCUGUCCAAACUGGACAGUAAGACAAUUAAGCUCAGUGGCUUCACAGACACCUUAAAAGUGCGAGCAGCUGAAGUGAAAAUAGAUUUCCCGACCCGUCACGACUGGGAUUCAUUCUUUCGGGAUGCCAAAGACAUAAAUGAGACCUUACCAGGUGAGAGGCCAGAUACCAUUCAUUUGGAGGGGCUGCCAUGCAAGUGGUUUGCCCUGAAAAAUUCCAGUUCAGAGAAGCCAAGUGAUUUCAUCCUGCGCAAGGUAUUUGAAACAUUUGGGGAGAUUCGAAACGUGGACAUUCCAAUGCUCGACCCUUACAGAGAAGAGAUGACUGGGAAGAACUUCCACACUUUCAGCUUUGGGGGUCACUUGAACUUUGAAGCAUAUGUGCAGUACCAGGAGUAUAUCGGAUUUGUGAAGGCAAUGGAUGCCCUCAGAGGAAUGAAACUGCUGUACAAAGGGGACGAUGCAAAGGCAGUGGCUUGCAGCAUAAAGGUGACCUUUGACACAACAAAGCACCUGAGUGAUGCUUCCAUCAGGAGGAGACAGAUGGAGAGACAGAAGCUGCAGGAGCUGGAACUGCAGCGAGAAGAGCAAAAACGUCGGGAGAAAGAGGAAGAAGAGCGAAGAAAGGAGGAAGAAAGGAAGCAGAGAGAGCUGGAAGAGCAAGAGCGGGAGAAGAAGAGAGAAGAAAAGGUUAGAAAGAGGGAACAGAAGCAGAAGGAGCGUGAAGAGCGGCGAAAUGUGCGCAAACUGCAACGGGAAGAGCAGAAAAGGCUGCAGGAAAAAAUCGCUCUGGAGGAACGAAAACUCCUUUUAGCACAGAGGAACCUGCAGUCUAUCCGCCUUAUUGCAGAGCUGCUAAGCAGAGCCAAGGUUGGGAAGCAGCAGGAGCUGGAAGCAUGUGAAGCAGAGGCAGCCCGUCUGCACCAACUGGAGGAGAAGAGGAGGCAGCAAGAAGCUGAGCUCAGGCGAGUGGAGGAGGAGAAAGAGCGUGUGGUGGAGCUGCAGCAGAAGGAGAGGGAGCUGAGGGAAAAGUUGCUGGAGAACCUGAAGCGGAAGGAAGAAAGUGAAGGCCAGCAGUGCAGAGCAGAGCCGAAGAUGGGGUUCGGAGACCAGAUGGCUGUGAAUGUGUGCUCAACGUUGGGAACAGCUCCUGCACAGGCUGCUACCAGUCUCCUGGCAUGUCCUGGUGCUCUCAACCAUGGCAAGAAAGUGCCACUCGCUCAGGAAAUCAAUGGAAAGCCAGAUGCUGGUGAAAGUUUCACUGGUGAUUUGGGCCAGAUUCAGCCACAAAGCGACAUCAUUCCUACUUCUCAUCCAGGUGCGUGCAAGUCUGUGCAGAGCAAGGAACACAUAACCACUUUACCUAAUAGUAAAGGCUGUUCCCUGCAGGAGGGCAGUGGUAAAAAAGCUAAAUAUCAAAAUGGCCCUAGCCAUGCAGAAAAAGAUCUUCAAACCAAUACGGUCAAGGUGGAAGGCAGCCAAAUGCAAAAGGACUUGAAAAGGGCUCACAAAUCACGACAGAGCAGCACAAGCAGUGAACGCAGUAGAAACUGGAGGGACUCGAGUAGUGAUGGCAGCUGCCAUCAAAGGGAAUGGAGCCGGCACCAAGUCCACUCCAGGAAGGAGAGUGCUCGGCGUGGCAGGGACUCAAGCCGGGAGCAGAGCCGCAACUGGAGAGGCUCCAGCAACGAGCGAAGCUGCAGUCGACAAGACCAGAGGCUUGAGGGGAGGCGGUACCGAAGGAAUGCCAGCAGGGAUCGGGUCCGCGUCCAGCAGGGCUCCAGCAGGGAGCGGAACCGCCAACGGAAUCCAAGCAAGGAGCAGAGACGGCGGAGGGGUGCAAGUGGGGAGCGGGACCGUCGUCGGAAAAGCUCGAGCAGAGAGCGUAGCCGUCAUCGUAGGGACACAAGCCGGGAGCGCAGCCAUUAUAAAGACUCCAACACAGGACACAGCCGUCAUCGGAGGUAGUCAAACCCUUCGCCUGGCUGGCUGUCAUCAGAGGUGAAAUCAGAGAGCAGCAGGUUAAACAAAAGAAGUGAAUUCAGUGAUUUAUAGAGAUCUACAGCAUGGAAAUAGGCACUUCGGCUCAUCACGUUUGUUAGUAAAUAUAGCACGGUACUGAUUAUGCCCAUUGUAACAAUUCAAUUUAAGCAGGGAAGAAGUAAUUCUUCUUGGAAAGCUUAUGAAGUAGGUAAAAGUAAAGUCACAAUAGACCCAGAGAACUGUAGGGUUGCACUGUCAUCAGAGAGACAAUAAUAUAAAUUACUCUCCAUAUUAUCAGAAGAACAAGGAAAGUAUUGAAAAGCAAACAAUCACAUAGAUGCUAAAAAUUGGAUUCUAACAUUGGGCAUAAUCAAAUGUCACCAUAAUUGUCGGAACCAGUGCAUAAUUAUUCUGUUGUUUAACACACCAAAUGUGUGUUAGUUUCAAUGCUAAAUUUCCCUCAUCAUUUUCCCAAAAUGCACAUUUGAAUGUACACCACAAACUUUUAAUGUUUACGUUGCAGAUUAAUAUUGCAAGGCAGAAUUAAGGGAAUGCCAGAGAUGGGUAUUUAGUUAUGAAUAGUUUGUUAUGGCAGUUACAUCCUGAUGGCUGGUAGAGUUACCCAUAAGGGGGCUUCUUGCCUCUGAACAGCUGUUCAUAACAUAUUUCCCACAUUACCACAUAUUUUACAAUGCAAAUACCCAUUGUUUGGUUGAGCAAUAAGUCCUGCAAAGAACUUAAAUGUACAAUGGGGGGAAUGUGAAAUCCUUGUUACAGAGAACAUUUUUCUUGGAAUUUUUUGGCAGCUGUCUUUUGGAAGUUUUCUUGGAUAAUUUUGGUGCCUGAAAUUGUAAAAUGGGACAGUCUGCAACUCUUCACAAAACCAUAAAGUCCCAUUUCUCUGGGAUCCUAGAGGUAUUUUCUCUAAUUUGUCAGUUUGAACUUUGUAGUUUGGCAGUUCUAUCGAUUUUACGUUGUAGCCCCAGCAGCUAUUCAUUGGCACAAUGGGCAGUGUCCCGAAUUUGAAUUCUGAGAAGCUGCUGCCAUGGGAAGUUGUAAAAUCUACAAUGCUUUUUAAUGGACUUAAUGCUGGUAAGCGCUUCCUUCCCAACACAAAGUUAAAAAGCCAGAGGAACAGCACUGAGGUUUUUGAUGUGAAUGUUCCCUGUUUUCUUUUAGCUGAGAGAAAAUGUCAGGGCAUUUCCAAAUAGACUGGCUGGAUAAGUAAUCAACAACUCUGGUAAAUACGUGCCUCUGCAACUGAUUUGAAUGGAUUAGGGAAGUGUCCAAACAUUUCUAGGAAAUGGGACAUUCUCGGGUGAAUGGCACUGGAGCGCAGUGCGAAUGAGCAUACAUCUACGCAACACAGUGGCAGUUUGAAUCAUAAGUCUGAAACAACCAGCACAUUGGGCACCUUUUCUGUCAUACCAGCCAAAGCAGUUCAGUGCACGAUGCAAGAGUAUGUGGCUCAUCUCUUUAAAAAUAUGCAGUAUGUUUUUGCAUAUAAUGUACAGUUUGGAUAACUCUGUUCAUUAGAACGUUCAGUUGUGGUUAUCUGGAACUAAUUGAAUCAUAUGCCAACAAAGAGCAGGGAGUGCUAGAAAAAUACUGAAGGUUCUGAUGAAGAACCACUGUACUCAAAACAUUAACUCUGUUUUUCUCCUGACAGAUGCUGCCAGACCUGCUGUGUUUCUCCAGCAUGCACUGUCUUUAUUUCAGCAUCUGCAGUGCUUUGUGUUUAUUGUGCCAGCACCGAGAAAACGGAUUAUCCUUGCAGAGCGUGCCAGUGAGCCAGGCUGGCAGGUUUGCUGCGCUGCCUUAGUCUGCUGAACGAUUCUGUCUGCCGCAUGCAUCGUCUUGAGGAAGACUUUACUCCCAAGGAAACUUGCUUCCAAUCCCAAAAUACUUCGUGAAUACAAAUAUUGUACGUUUAUGAUGCAAAUUUGAGUGACGUCACUUAUAGUGUGAUUUAAUUCCCCUCACUUUGUAACCUGUUGAUAUCCAGAUCUUAAACCUGCCUGACCAUUUUGAAACUUCUUUUCCUGACAUCAGUACUUGAAUACUGAAAGGUGUCUGUAGAGGGUUCACAGGUGGAGCUUGUGACAUUUGGGCCGAUGCACUUCUUUGUUUUUCAAAAAAGAUCAUCUCUUUAGGUUUGUGCCCUCUUUUCCACAUUCUCCUUCACUGUGACAUUGACAAAGAUCCAGGCAUACAAGUUGCAGCUAUAUUUUCGAAAGUGUAUAAAUGACGAAGCCAACAAAGGAUUUGAAGCUUCAAGAAGUGGAUUUGGGAGUUGGGUAAAUGAGCUUCAGUAGGCUAUUUCCCACUAAUAACUUCUCUCCAAGAAUCCAAACUUAUGUUUAUAAUCUCAUCUUAAUUAAUAUUAACCAUCUUUGAGUUCUAUUAAUACAAAAGUUAUGAAAACUGCUCCAUUUAAAUCAUUUAUUUGAAAUUACUGGAAAUUUUAAAUUUUCUUGAGCAAAGUAAAACUUUGCAUUGACAGGAGUGUGUUUAAAGUUCUUAAUAGAUUAUCUCAAAUCAUUUUAUGAUUUGACCCAAUGAGGGCUAAUAAGGACUUAAAUAGGAACCAAAGUCAAUCACUGUGACCUAUCAUUAACAUUUAAGCAGAUCAUGGCAAAUAUUCCAUUUCAGGUCUUUUUUUGCCUUAUCCUGAGACUUCUGAUUCUUUCUGUGUCUUCAAAUCAAUCAGUCUCAAUUUGAAUAUACUUGACCGAAACUCUGAGAGGCCACAAAUUCUAAAGAAUUGCAACUUUCAUCCCAAUAUUAAAUGAUUGACCCUUUAUCCUAAUGUCAUGAUUCCUUGUUGUGGACUUUCCAGCCAAGGGAAGCUGCCUCUCAACGUCUAGAAAGGAGUUGAUGAGAUCCUGAGAGAAUUAGUCGUCAAGGCGGCUUCAGAACAUUGAAAGAUAAAUAGAAAAAGUGAGAGAUUUGGUAAAAUAAGAUGGCCAAAGAAUCUGAUGGCAGUUUGGGAGUGGAAUCCAGCACACGAGAAUUGCUAACAUGAGUAAUAUGGGCAGGGACAAGGAGCUCAAGGAUGCUAUCAAGGUAACAAAGAAGAGGACCAUGAAAUAAUUUCACAACUGAGUGAGGGAUUGGAGCCAGUUCUUUAUGUGAAGAAAAGACGAGGCAAGUACAAUUUAUGUGGGAUAGUUUACAAAUUAUGUUGUUCAGAAUGAAUUGACAAUCCAAUGCAAUGGACAGAUGAGUGGGAAAAGCAUAGUGAAAAUAUCCAUAUCUUGCUGUGUUCAGCUUUGUAUUUCCUGUGGGAGCACCUACCAGAGGGAUUGAGAUGCUGAUAAUUCUAGAACAAUGAAGUGAACUCUUGCCCUUUGCUUCCAGUUUCUAAGUCCGCCAUGACUCAGUGUGCCUUGGUCACCUUUUGAGCUUUAAUGACUCCAUAGUUAAUUAACAUUAAAGCACACAGCAACCUCAAGAAACCAGUAUUCAAAAACAUGGGCAUUCUACUAGUGCAAGGUUACAUUUGAGGACUCUUGAAUUUUGCAAACUAUGGUGAUGUAUGUACUAAUUACAAACAUAAUUUGGGACAUUUAAGCUACUUUGAAAUUCAGCUAAACAAAAAUUUAAAGUUUAAUUAUAUAUUCAACAAAAAUUUGAUUUCUGUUCUCUAAUUUUGAAAAGUAACUUAAUUUUGAUGAAACUCUCCAGUUCUACAGAAACCAAAACAAACCGGGUAUCCUCUUCUAAAGUAUAUUUUCUGUAAAAGUAGAGGUGAAUGCAGGCCUGUUGCAAAGGGUGUCUUGAUAUUUGGUACAGUUGAUUUGUUCCAUCCACUAUCUCUACAUGAUCUAAUGCUUUAGCUUCAUGUUUUACACAAAUGGUCACCCUAUGGAAUAGCUCCAAGUUUUUAGUAUUGUCACUUGUUAUUACUGUGUCAAGCUUAUCUCAAACCUUGAAAUAUAGAGCAAGCUAUUUUGAACAUGUCCUCUUGUGGGAGAUGAGUCCUCCCCCUGCCCAGUGGUCUUCACUUCCAUCUGAAACAUGUUUUAGGCCUAUGAUGAUAAUAGAUAAGUACCGAUAGAUGUGCCAUGAGACUGAUGUUCAUGUCACAAAAUGGGCCUACAACAUAAUUAGCGUAAAAAAAUUUUGGUCAGAAAGGACUGCAGUUGGUCAUGGGAGCAUAAAUUGCAAGAACAUGGAGCUGUGGCAACUGAUCGUAGAUACAAUUUUUAAGGUUUUCUUUCUCUUCUGUCAUCUUGAUCUUCCCACCCUUGAGAUGAGAUACACGAUGGUCAGUAAUUUCUGUGAGCAUGGACAUUUUAGGGUGUGAGGCAUUGUAAGAGUUAAAUAACUUCACUCUUCUGCAAAAAAACAAUGCUUUGGACUCAUUCUCUGUCUCCCCCCCGCCCCAUUGAUUUAUGGCGACUAUAAAUCAAGGCUACGUUUUAACAUGAUCUUCUUUAAUUUUAACAGGAGUAAUGACAAUAUUAGAUAUGACCAGCGUGCUUACGAUCAAUUUGCAGCUCAGCAAUACUUAAUGCUGAAAAUAGUAAACCAAAAAGGUUUUGGUUAUAUUUCAACAUCUUGCUUAAGUUUGUUUACUUCCACAGACAUAGAAAGAGGUAAGGAUGUAGCAAACUUAAUCUUAGCCUUUUCCUAUUCUGCUUCAACCAUCAAUAAUCAGUUUUUGCAGUUCUGACAGGUGCACAAGGUUAUCACAAGGCAGCAGGCAGACUAAAGCAGUGUAUUUUUACAGCACAGUAACUUUAGGGUAAAGCUUAAGGUCAUUCAAUUCUUGUGAUGCCUAAUUCCCCUCAGACAAUCACAUAUUCGUACAUCUGGUAGGAUUCAGCCAUUGCUUAUCUGCAAAUCAGCUCCAGGAACUGCACAAGAAUGACCCUCAAAUGGUGUUCUCCAGCUUUCCCUCAGCUUCUUUCUUCCCCAUUGCUGAAUUCUAUUACACCACAUGGUGCAGUAGAUGAAGCAGAGGUCACAAGCAGGAAUAUACCUCAGUUCUAAAGCUCCCCUGCCCAAAUUGAUAGUUUAUUUAAAGACUUGAAUUCCUGUGCUUCAGUUGUUGUAAUGCUUCUUUUAUUCCUUUUUCUGGUACACGGAGACCAAUUUCAUUCACAGAAUGAGAAAAGCUAUAUUGUGGAGAAGUUGAACUCAGUCCUUAAACAGCUUUGACAUUUUGACCACUAUUUAUUUGAAGGUAAGGAUUUCAAAGUAUCAAUGACAUGAAAUCACAGUCAAAUCAUUUUGAGAGAUCAGUAUUUUCAAAAAGCGUAAAUAAACUACAAAUUACUCUGUCUUCUGGCAGAACACAAAUAUGUAGCAAAUGAGAUGUACAAAAGGAAAAAGUUAUUUUGUGCACUUAAUUGAUAAGAAGAAAGCAACACAAUUUGUGAUGGCUGUGAGCCACAGUCAAAUCAGAUUGCACUUUGAAAGUAUUUUUAAUUAUUCAUUUGUAGCAAAAUAACGCAAUGAGUAUCGUGAGGAUUUUUAAACACCGUGGUCUCUGUUUUGUAUAGCAUCCUUGGCAGACACGAGUGCUCCAUCUCAUUGGCAGUGUUGUGCAUGUUCUGUCCUGUGUAAGACACUUCCUUUGACAUUGUGGGAAUAAAUACGCUUUUGUUUCCAUUUGACUCUUUACUGUCAUUUGUUGACUUCCAAAUGUAUGCUCCUUUGUUUGGUUCCACCAAAUUGCUUGAAAUUGUCCUGUAUUUAUUUUGUAUUUUCUU